This is a messenger RNA of Lemur catta (Ring-tailed lemur), 2375 nucleotides long. Its product is annotated as zinc finger protein 791. Lineage: Eukaryota; Metazoa; Chordata; Mammalia; Primates; Lemuridae. The transcript is spliced from 5 exons. Gene Ontology annotation, biological process: regulation of DNA-templated transcription. The record is from RefSeq and is a predicted model, not a curated record. Bases 217 to 1953 code for a protein of 578 amino acids.
GCUGCGGGUGUCAUCCUCCCUGAAAGUCUGAAGUGGCUCAGCGGCUACCUCAGACGCGCGGUGCCCUGCCCUAGCUGGGGGAGCGGUGAGGAGGACCCCGGGAGACCCCCGAAGCCGAGAAAUGGAUUUCUCUUACUUCUCCAAGUUGAACUGGACACACCUUAAAGAGCAAUAUGACUUGUAGUGACCAGAGUAAAAAUAUAGACCAAAAUCUACAUGUUCAAGGACUCGGUAGCCUUUGAGGAUGUGUCUGUGAACUUCACCCAGGAGGAGUGGGCUUUGCUGGAUCCUUCACAGAAGAAACUCUACAAAGAUGUGAUGCAGGAAACAUUCAGGAACCUGGCCUCUAUAGGAAAAAAAUGGGAAGACCGGAACACUGAAGAUCAGCACAAAAAUCCGGAGAGAAAUCUAAGAAGCCAUAUGGUUGAGAGACUCUGUGAAAGUAAAGAAGGUAGUAAGUGUGGAAAAACUUUCAGUCCAAAUCUCACUUUGGCAAAGCAGACUACUGGAGUAAAACCAUAUGAAUGUAGUGUGUGUGGAAAAGUAUUCCUGCGUCGUUCAUCCCUUACAAGGCAUGUGAGGUCUCACACUGGACUCAAACUAGAUGAGAAGCCAUAUAAAUGUAAGGAAUGUGGGAAAGCCUUUAGUUAUCUCAAAUCUUUUCAAAGACAUGAAAAGUCUCACGCUGGAGAAAAACCCUAUAGAUGUAAACAAUGUGGAAAAACCUUCAUAUAUCACCAACCCUUUCAAACACAUGUACGUACUCACACUGGAGAGAAACCCUAUCAAUGUAAGCAAUGUGGCAAAGCUCUCAGUUGUCCCAGUUCUCUUCGAAUUCAUGAAAGAAUUCACACUGGAGAAAAGCCCUAUGAAUGUAAGAAAUGUGGGAAAGCAUUCAGUUGUCCCAGUUCUAUUCGAAUACAUGAAAGAACUCACACUGGAGAGAAACCCUAUGAAUGUAAGGAAUGUGGCAAAGCCUUCAUUUCCCACACAAGUGUUCAAACACAUAUGAUAACACACAAUGGAGAUAGACCUUAUAAAUGUAAGGAAUGUGGGAAGGCAUUCAUUUUUCCCAGUUUUUUACGAGUACAUGAAAGAAUUCACACUGGAGAGAAACCCUACAAAUGUAAACAAUGUGGUAAAGCCUUCAGAUGUUCUACUUCCGUUCAGAUUCAUGAAAGAACUCAUACAGGAGAGAAGCCUUAUAAAUGUAAGGAAUGCGGGAAAUCCUUCAGUGCUCGUCCAGCCUUUCGAGUACACCUGAGAGUGCAUACUGGAGAGAAACCCUAUCAAUGUAAAGAAUGUGGGAAAGCCUUUAGUCGUACCAGUUACUUUCGAAUACAUGAAAGGACUCACACUGGAGAAAAACCAUAUGAAUGUAAAAAAUGUGGGAAAACCUUUAAUUAUCCUCUAGAUUUGCAAAUACAUGAAAGAAAUCACACUGGAGAAAAACCCUAUGAAUGUAAGGAAUGUACAAAAGCCUUCAUUUCUCUUGAAAACUUUCGAAGACACAUGAUAACGCAUACUGGAGAUGGACCCUAUAAAUGUAUGGAAUGUGGGAAAGCAUUCAUUUUUCCUAGUGCAUUGCGAACACAUGAAAGAACUCAUACUGGAGAGAAACCCUAUGAAUGUAAGCAAUGUGGAAAAGCCUUUAGUUGUUCUGGUUAUGUUCAAAUACAUGAAAGAACUCAUACUGGGGAGAAACCCUAUGAAUGCAAGGAGUGUGGGAAAGCCUUCAUUUAUCCUACAAGCUUUCAAGGACACAUAAGAAUGCACACGGGAGAGAAACCCUAUAAAUGUAAAGAAUGUGGGAAAGCAUUUAGUCUUCACAGUUCCUUUCAAAGACAUGAAAGAAUUCACAGUGGAGAGAAACCUCUUGAAUGUAAGCAAUGUGGAAAAGCCUUCAGUUUGUCCACAUCCUUAAAAAAACAUGCGAGAAUGCACAUUGGAUAGAAACCCUACAAAUGUGAGAAGUUGGGGAAAGUUUUUAAUUUUAACAAGUACUGUCAAAUUUGUGAAAAUUCCCACCAUAGAGAAAUCCUAUAUAUGUAAUUAAUGUGGAAAGCUAGAUGCAAGGUAAUUCAUGUACAGUCAGAUGCCACAUAAUGAAGACCACAUAGACGUCAGUGGUCCCAUGAGCUGAAAAUUUUCUAUCACCUAGUGAUGUCCUAGCAGUUGUAAUGUAAUACAAGACAUUACUCAAGUCUUUGGUGUUGCUGUUGUAAACAAAUCUGCAUUUCCAGUUGUGUGAAAGUAUAGCACAUAUCAUAUGCAAUACAUGACGUGGUGAUAAGUGAUUAUAUUACUGGAUUAUAUAUUUACUAUACUUUUAUUGUUAUUUUAGAGUAUACUCCUAUUUAUUAAAAACAAAAAAG